AUGUCGCUUGCACUUCUCUCCGUUUCUCUCUUCAAAGCGUACUGGGCCCACCUCUGUUUUACCCUGAUCGUUGCAAAACUCAUCCACAACCGAUUCGGAAAAGGCUUAUCACACAUUCCUGGGCCAUUCCUCGCAUCUCUCAGUGAUAUUUGGUUAUUAGUUCAUUAUGUGCAGCGGCGAGGUCUUAAGGAACGCGACUUACACCUCAAAUAUAAUUCCUCAUUAGUCCGUCUGGGCCCUAACACAGUCUCCGUGUCGGACCCUGAGGCGCUUAAGAUAAUAUAUGGAUGGAAGCCGGUUUUGCAAAAGAGUCGACUCUACAUCUCCCAAUACGUCACAGCAAACGACGGCUCAAUUCUAGAUAAUGUAUCCUCCACGCGGGACGAGAAGAAGCAUAGCGCGUUGCGACGCGCUGUUGCCAAUGCUUAUGCCCUCGGGACUCUGAUUGAAUUUGAGCCACUAGUGGAUUCAACUUCUUUAUGCUUCUUCCAACAAAUGAAGGAGCGAUUCGCUGCGACUGGGAUUGAAUGUCCUCUCUCACAGUGGGUGCAGAUGUACGCCUUCGAUAUCAUUGGCGAACUCACGUUCAGUAAACGGUUUGGUUUUCUCGAACAAGGAAAAGACCUUGAGAAUAUGAUGCACCAUACUGGUAAGGCCAUGGACUAUAUUGGCAUAAUGGGACAAUUGCCAACUCUUGAUGAAUAUGUGAGACUCAAGGGAUUUGGGCAUAUCCUUCGAAAGAUCCGCCCAACAGGACCACUGAUGAAGUUUACGGCAAGGCAAAUCAGUAGCCAUGCGUCGAGUCAUGAUGAUUCUCGUCCCGACUUCCUCACAAAAUUCGUUAAAGCUCGUGAGAAAUAUCCAGAGCUCAUGACUGAUCAACGAUUAGCAACAUAUACAAACACCAAUAUCAGCGCAGGCUCCGAUACCACCGCUAUUGCCCUUAGAGAAAUUCUCUACAGGACCUUGACACACCCGCAAUGCUUGGAUAAGGUGUUGGCUGAAAUUCGCUCAGUCCUCCAGGCGCGAAAAGUCUCAAUUGCCAGCGAGAAAGACAUGGACAAGCCAAUAACUUGGAUUGAGAGCCAAGGAAUGUCCUAUUUUCAAGCAGUGGUCAAAGAGUCUCUCCGAGUACACCCUGGCUUAGGGCAAAUUAUCCCCCGUGAUGUCCCCAAAGGUGGUCUAACCAUCUGUGGCCAGUACCUUCCCGAGGGGACGGUAGUUGGCUGCAAUGCGUGGACAGUUCAUAGAGAUCGCGGUCUGUAUGGAAACAAUGUGGACGAAUUUGUUCCUGAGAGGUGGUUGGAAUCCGACGAGGAGCAUAUCCGAAAGAUGGAAAACGCUAAUUUCGCUUUCGGAGCGGGACCGCGGGUUUGUCUGGGGAAGAAUAUCGCCUUGCUGGAAAUUUGCAAAUUCGUGCCCGAGUUUUUCAGGCGAUUUGAAAUUACACUAGUAGAUCCAAAGAGAUAUAAGCUGCUGCCGGGGUGGCUGGUUUUGCAACAGGGACUCGACGCCAAACUGACAUUGAGAGAUCCAACACUGUUUAUGGAAGAUACGGAUUAG
Messenger RNA from Penicillium riverlandense, 1563 nucleotides. Its product is annotated as cytochrome P450. Lineage: Eukaryota; Fungi; Ascomycota; Eurotiomycetes; Eurotiales; Aspergillaceae. The transcript has 4 exons. Gene Ontology annotation, molecular function: monooxygenase activity; oxidoreductase activity, acting on paired donors, with incorporation or reduction of molecular oxygen; iron ion binding. The record is from RefSeq and is a predicted model, not a curated record. Bases 1 to 1563 code for a protein of 520 amino acids.